This is a messenger RNA of Symbiodinium sp. CCMP2592, 396 nucleotides long. NCBI's taxonomy places the organism in Eukaryota, Dinophyceae, Suessiales, Symbiodiniaceae. The record is from the annotation of a GenBank genome assembly.
AUGACUCGGACUGGCGCCGAAGAUCUGGCCUCCAACAACGGCAUCUUCAUGAACAGCAUGGACAUCAGAUGGAUCAAGGAUGAGCACCCUUGCCUGGGAACACAGGGCGCGAGCCGGCUGCGCUUAGGGUGCGUCAACUGCCAGGCUCACCACGCUCUCAGCACCAAACGGCCUGCCGUGCCUCUGAACCUUGCUCUUCUAGAAAUGAGAAGCGCAGGCCGGAAAGGACAUUCGCACCACAAGCAGGCGGGGGAAGCUGCGCCGGUUUUGCACGGCCUUCACACCGCGCUUGCAGCCUUCUUCCCCCAUCCUGAACCCGGGUUAGCAUCCGGGAACUUGUCGGCCACCAAGCUACGGCGCUUUCUUCAGGCCUUCUCGCACGUUAUCCAGGUAUGA